Molecule: messenger RNA, 2319 nt
Organism: Fulvia fulva
Lineage: Eukaryota; Fungi; Ascomycota; Dothideomycetes; Mycosphaerellales; Mycosphaerellaceae
Exons: 2
Coding region: 1-2319 (772 amino acids)
Source: RefSeq, a predicted model, not a curated record
AUGUAUUUUGCCAUCCACAUCCUGCCGCCAGCCGACCGGCAACGCACCUCAGAAAAUGCCAUACGAACCGUGCCAGUGCCUAUCGAGGGCGACAAGACGUUUGCCGAUCUGCUACAAGCCGCACAGGCGCGAUUCGAAGCUAUAUCAAGCCCCCAGAAGACGGAGCUCAGUUUGGACACUCUUGCGGACAAGCAUGGCGCAGAGAUGUUCGCCAGCGACAAGAUUGAAAGUCUGUUCGGAUCGGGGCAGACAGGGGCGGAGCUCUAUCUAUAUACCAGCAAGGCUUUCAAGGUGCCGCCCAAGCCUGUGAGAACGCCUGCAACCACGAAGGGAGAACCUGCGUUCAAGCGACGACGACUUGCGCCGCCGACUCCGGACUCCAAUGCUGAGGUACCCACGGAAGAGGUAUCAGAGGACCCAAUAGAGGACUUUGAUGACUAUGAGCUGCCCACCAGUAAUCAGAGAAAUGCUUUCACCGAGCUCACAAGCUCUCAGCGAAAGGGGGCAGCUCCCAUGGACUGGCAACCAGCGGAGGAUCGUGUCGUGCUCAAGGGCAUGCAGCAAGGCUGGUCUGCCAAAAAGGUUCUGUCUCAGCUACCGAACUCUCGAAGGACAGAAAGUGCUGUCAGAGGUCGCCGCGCUGUGCUCAAGCGAAAGUACCCUGAUAAAGCCAGCCGCUCACCGGUUGCGACACCUUCAAGGAAAGAGAUCAAGACCUGGUCGGAUGACGAGGUUUCAAAACUGCGGCUAGGUCGUGCUGGUGGUCUUGACAAUCGUGCGAUUCACGAGCGUUACUUCUCUCGAGACCGAUCGCUCGAAGCUGUAAAUCAGAAGCUGCGUCGCUUGGAAGAUCUCGGUGUCAUACCAAGUAGCAGUGCGCCAGCAGCGAGCACACAGCCGGUAAGCUCACCGGCAGAAGCCGCUCUCGCUCGUCGGCAGCCGCCUCCACAAGUCGAGCCGGAGAUGAGGACAGCUUAUGUCCAGCUCCCAGCACGAGAAGAAGUUGAGGCACGUACGGAGAAGGUAGAGCAUGUACAACAGACGAAACCGCAAACUCUGGCAGCGUCCCCUCGUGUUCAAAUAUCCACACAGCAGAAGGGCAUCUUUCGCGACCAGCCCGAGAGUGAACGAUGGAGAAUAUGCAUGGCACAGGCCGAUGGCGACGAAGAGAAGGCAAAGCGAUAUCGCGAGGACCUGCAAGACAAUAUGGAUAUGAUCAAUGCAGUGACUGAUGAAGAUCAAGAUAUGAUUGAGAACAUCAAGGUCCGAAGGAUACAGAGGCGUCUACGCAGAGCAAUCACAGACGGCCGCGCUCGCCGCAAGAACCGUCGAACACCGAGAAGCAAGACGCUUGUUCCAAGCACUGAAGCGGCAGACGAGGAAGUCUUACGUGAGAGUGAUUGGGAGAUCACGGAAGAAGAGGAUGUUGCCGACACGAACGGCGACAUAAUGAACUUCGGCGAUGAAGAGCCGGGCAACGAUGACGAUAUCUCGGAGGAUGAAGUCGAGGAUAUGGUGCGCGAUCGCCAGAUCGAGGAAGUCGAAGAGUCGGAUGAGGAGGAGGGUGUAGGAGGAGCUCAAGGCGCAGAUGAAGGCGAACAGAGAGCUGUCAUCAACGCCGCUGAGAAUCGCAAAGUUGAAGAUGAUCAUGAAGAGUCCGAGUCUAAGUCUGACUCCGGCUCUGAUGAAGAGAACCACAACGCCCAGGCCGCUAACGACUUGGCACUUCUGGAGAUGCAACUGUCUCAAGCAACACCACCGGUAACAGUAGAAGUGCCCAGCUCGAACGCCAUCCAAGAGUCUGAGCAAUCUACCGACGACUCAGCAAUGUCCGUCCGGACUGACGAGUCUCGGAACAAGAGUAAGUCAGACGCGAAACCCCAAGAUGUCCUCGCCGAUGACAAGGCUCCCCAGAAGAUCGAAACUCCCAGCACCAGCAGCACAAACAGAAGCACGCCUGGUAAACUCCCGUCCCUGCGACAACACAUGCAGGGAAAGACAGAUGGACACGGAUAUGCGCCACCGACCAAAUCCCCAUCCUCCUCCAACAAAGCAAGGCCCUCACCCUACGACGUGCCCACUUCCGAGAAGAAAGCACGUACCAGUACUCCGAGACUGGCUGCGACAGCGGCAUUUGUCGGUACGCUGGGCACGAUGUCAAGGGAACGUGAGGCAUUGCUGAAGAAGAAGGACUGGAUGCCGCCGCCGCCUAAGAGGCGCGACCCGGACGAGUUCUUGCCCAAGCGGAAAGCUAACGGCGAUCCCCUGUGGUUCGAGAGCGAUGAUGCGGAGUCGAGUAGUUCGAGUGAUAGCGAUUGA